Calypte anna (Anna's hummingbird) is the source of this 3386-nucleotide messenger RNA. RefSeq names its product enhancer of polycomb homolog 1 (gene EPC1). Gene Ontology annotation, cellular component: piccolo histone acetyltransferase complex. Bases 280 to 2892 code for a protein of 870 amino acids. The record is from RefSeq and is a predicted model, not a curated record. NCBI's taxonomy places the organism in Eukaryota, Metazoa, Chordata, Aves, Apodiformes, Trochilidae. Gene Ontology annotation, biological process: regulation of transcription by RNA polymerase II. The transcript is spliced from 16 exons.
UGGCGCUGGGGUUGGCUGAAAGAGGCGGCCAGUCGAGGUUUAAUGUCCGCCAUGUUGGCCGUGGCGUAUUGAGCGGAGCCGGAGCGGCGGAGGAGAGGAGCCAGCGCCCAGCCCAGCCGCGCCAGCCGGCGCCGCCGGGCCCCGUGUCGGAGUGCGCCCCGCCCUGCCGGGGGAGCCCCGGUCCCUCCAUGAGAGCGCUCGGCGGGGUCCGGCUCUCAGCUCGGAGCGCUCUUGCUGUCGCCCCCCCCUCCCCAGCCGGAGCCGCCAUCGCUGCCUAACAUGAGCAAACUGUCGUUCCGGGCCCGGGCGCUGGACGCGUCCAAGCCGCUGCCCGUCUUCCGCUGCGAGGACCUGCCCGACUUGGCCGAAUAUGCCUCCAUUAACCGGGCCGUGCCGCAGAUGCCCACGGGCAUGGAGAAGGAAGAGGAGUCGGAACAUCAUCUCCAACGGGCUAUCUCAGCACAACAGGUAUAUGGAGAGAAGAGGGAUAACAUGGUUAUACCAGUUCCAGAAGCAGAAAGUAAUAUUGCAUACUAUGAAUCCAUCUAUCCUGGAGAAUUUAAAAUGCCAAAGCAGCUGAUUCACAUACAGCCUUUUAGUUUGGAUGCUGAGCAGCCGGAUUAUGACUUGGAUUCAGAAGAUGAGAUCUUUGUGAAUAAGUUGAAGAAAAGAAUGGACAUCUCUCCUUUGCAAUUUGAGGAGAUGAUAGACAGACUAGAAAAGGGCAGCGGUCAGCAGCCAGUCAGCCUGCAAGAGGCCAAGCUGUUGCUGAAGGAAGAUGAUGAAUUGAUCAGAGAAGUGUAUGAGUACUGGAUUAAAAAGAGGAAAAACUGUCGAGGUCCCUCUCUUAUCCCAGCAGUGAAACAAGAGAAGCGAGAUGGUUCCAGCACAAAUGACCCUUAUGUUGCUUUUAGAAGACGAACAGAAAAGAUGCAGACACGAAAAAAUCGAAAAAAUGAUGAAGCAUCUUAUGAGAAGAUGCUUAAGCUGCGCAGAGAUCUGAGUCGAGCAGUAACCAUCCUUGAGAUGAUAAAGAGGAGGGAAAAAAGCAAAAGAGAAUUGCUGCAUUUAACACUGGAAAUUAUGGAAAAGAGGUAUAAUUUGGGUGACUACAGUGGAGAGAUCGUGUCUGAGGUUAUGGCACAGCGGCAGCCAAUUAAACCUACCUAUGCUAUUCCCAUCAUUCCUGUGACUAACAGCAGUCCCUUCAAACACCAAGAAGCUAUGGAACUGAAAGAAUAUAAAGUUAAACAAGAUAAACCUGAUGUUAUUAGACCCAAAAGAAAGUAUGAGAAGAAACCAAAAGUCUUACCUUCAUCUGCUGCUGCUGCUUCUCAACAGACAAGUCCUGCUGCACUGCCAGUCUUUAAUGCUAAAGAUCUGAAUCAGUAUGAUUUCCCUAGCUCAGAUGAAGAACCUCUUUCCCAGGUUUUGUCUGGUUCUUCAGAAGCUGAGGAAGAAAAUGAUCCUGAUGGUCCUUUUGCCUUCCGGAGGAAAGCAGGCUGUCAGUAUUAUGCUCCUCAUUUAGAUCAACCGGGCAACUGGCCAUGGAGUAGCCCUACGGAGGGAAGAUUAGGAGAUGUGCGUUACCGAUACUGCUUAACCACCCUCACUGUACCCCAGAGGUGUGUUGGGUUUGCACGAAGACGGGUCGGCCGUGGUGGAAGGGUGCUACUAGACAGAGCGCAUUCGGACUAUGAUAAUACAUUUCAUCAGCUGGAUUUGGAAAUGCUUUCCUCAUCACAACACUCUUCAAUCAGUCAAUUUGCCAAUACCUCAGAAACAAAUACCUCGGACAAAUCUUUCUCAAAAGACCUCAGUCAGAUACUGGUCAAUAUCAAAUCAUGUAGAUGGCGGCAUUUUAGGCCUCGGACACCAUCCCUACAUGACAGUGACAAUGAUGAACUCUCCUGUAGGAAAUUAUACAGGGGUGUAAAUCGAACAGGCACAGCACAACCCGGGACCCAGACUUGCAGUACCUCUAUACAAAGUAAAAGUAGCAGUGGUUCAGCACAUUUUGAAAGUGAAACAUCUUUGGGCCUGGUGCAUCAAAUACUAAAUCACAAUGAUGGCUCUAAGUCUCUCCAAUCUUCUGAAUUCACUGCAUUUACAGCCGAACAAUACCAGCAACAUCAACAGCAACUGGCACUAAUGCAGAAACAGCAGCUUGCACAAAUUCAUCAGCAGCAAGCAAAUAGUAAUUCCUCUGCCAACACAUCACAGAACCUUGAAACUAACCAACAGGAAAGUGGCUUUCGCCUGAAUCUACAUCAUAGCCAUUCUGUAAAGUGUUUAGAAGGGACACUGCAGGGUUUUGUUUCCAAGACACUGGAUUCUGUUAGUGCGCAAUUUGCUGCUUCAGCUUUGGUUACAUCAGAACAACUGAUGGGAUUCAAAAUGAAGGAUGAUGUGGUGCUUGGAAUUGGGGUGAAUGGCAUUCUUCAAGCCUCAGGAGUGUACAAGGGCUUACACCUCAGUAGUACUACACCUACAGCACUUGUCCAUACAAGUUCAUCAUCAACAGCAGGUUCAGCCUUGUUACAGCCUUCAAGUAUAACGCAGACUUCAAGUUCCCACAGUGCACUGAGUCACCAAGUAACUGCUGCCAACUCUGCAACAACUCAGGUUCUGAUUGGGAACAACAUUCGAUUAACUGUACCCUCAUCAGUUGCCACUGUAAACUCUAUUACCACACUCAAUGCACGACAUAUACCUAGGACUUUAAGUGCUGUUCCAUCAUCUGCCUUAAAGCUGGCUGCAGCAACAAAUUGUCAGGUGCCCAAGGUUCCAGCUUCAUCCUCUGUGGAUGCAGUACCAAGGGAGAACCAUGAAACGGAGAAGCCAGCACUGAACAACAUAGCGGACAAUACAGUAGCAAUGGAGGUGACGUAGUUUCUGUGGGAGUGAAACUGCAGCCUUGGGAACUUGUUUAGGUGCUAUGCAUCAGUAGCAUUUUGAAUGCAAGGGAUGAUGGAAUGCCGCACAUUGCGUUUCCAUGGCAGCUGUGGGGACUUGACAGCAAUGCACAUCUCUCAUGCUUUGGUUUUUCUUUUCUUACUGUUAAUAGGAAAGAAUCAACAUCUGUAAAUUAACAAUACAGCAAUUAUCUGUACAGUACUGCAUAUUUGUAAUACCCUUGUAUAUAUGUUACUUGAAUACAAAACUGUUCAUUUGUGAUGCUUUGCACUUGGGGUGGGGGGAGGGAGGGAAACAAACUGCAACAAAGUAAGAGUGUGAGAUGUGAGAUUGUAUAGAGAUGAAAAAGUGUCAUCACAUCAUGUGCAUGGUGCGGAACCUGCUGUUUUAUCUAUUUAUUGUGCCGUGUUUACAGUUUUUUGUACACUGUACCUUCAUUGGUUCCUGUGCUGUAGUAAAUGUGUUAGGUA